AUGCCUCCGGUCAAAGUGAAUGUUAAAUGGAAAGGAAAAAAUCAUGAGGUGGAACUUGAUACUGAAGCACCAGUCAGUGAUUUCAAGGCUCAACUCUUUUCCAUAACCGAGGUUGAACCUAGUAGACAAAAGAUCAUGAUUAAGGGUGGAAUUUUGAAGGAUGACACCGAUCUUAAAACACUCAAUAUUAAAGAGGGUGCUUCAAUUAUGAUGAUGGGAACGCCUGGAGAGUUACCAAAAGAACCUGCUAAAAAAACACUAUUUAUAGAAGAUAUGACAGAUAGGCAAUUGGCAGAAACUUUGAAAUUACCAUCAGGUCUGAAAAACUUGGGUAAUACUUGCUAUAUGAAUGCCACUUUACAAUGUCUUCGUACCAUACCUGAAUUACAAGAAUCUCUGAACAGGUUUCCUAACAGUGUUACGAGUCCAGACUUGCAGAUAACUCUUACAACAUCUUUACGUGAUCUUUAUAAACAGUUGAAUCGAACCACAGAAAGCUAUGUGCCGUUUACUUUCUUGCAGGCGCUUAGAAGUGCUUUUCCCCAAUUUGACCAACGUAACGCUAACGGUUACAUGCAACAAGACGCUGAAGAAUGUUGGACUCAAAUUGUUACUAGUUUGAAUAAUGCAAAUAUUCCAUCCUUAGAUGAGAAUAUAGAAAAAGAUUCACCUAGUUUGGGUCACAUUGCCAACUAUACUAAAAUUUCGCGUAUUAGUCGUCUACCUUCAUACCUUACAGUCGGAUUUGUGCGAUUCUGGUGGAAGAAUAAUCGUCAAAUUAGAACCAAGAUUACACGCAGAGUCCAAUUUCCUUUUGAUUAUGACGCUUAUGAUUUAUGUACAGAUGAAUUAAAACAAAAAAUUGGGCCUUUGAGAGCUCACAUCCUUGAACGCGAAAAAGAAAAAGAUAGUGCUGAGCGUAAAGCAAAACUCUCAGUGAAUUCCAACGAAAAGGAAACGGCCGAGUCUAAAAAUGACAGUAAUGUUAGUGAAGUUGAUGAAGAAGUCAAAAAAUUAAUUGAUCCAGAUUUAGAAAAAGAUAUUGGAGCUAAUGUGUCAGGAUUAUAUGAGCUUUGUGCUGUGCUUACUCAUAUUGGACGGUCAGCAGAUUCUGGACAUUACAUUGGUUGGGCGCGUAAACAUGAUUCACCUGAGGAGUGGGUAAAAUACGAUGAUGACAAAGUCUCAAUCGUGCCACAAUCAGAGAUUCAAAAGCUUGACGGUGGUGGUGGUAGUGC
This is a messenger RNA of Dentiscutata heterogama, 1238 nucleotides long. NCBI's taxonomy places the organism in Eukaryota, Fungi, Glomeromycota, Glomeromycetes, Diversisporales, Gigasporaceae. The record is from the annotation of a GenBank genome assembly.